This is a messenger RNA of Prunus armeniaca (apricot), 351 nucleotides long. The record is from the annotation of a GenBank genome assembly. Lineage: Eukaryota; Viridiplantae; Streptophyta; Magnoliopsida; Rosales; Rosaceae.
AUGAUCUGUGCCUGGAAUGCGUUGCUAGAUCUCUGCUCUAGAAAGCUAUACAGGCAACAACAAACGCGGUUUGACCCGGGGCUUCACUUUCAUUACUUCUUUCACAACGAGGGAACCGCGCCCGCAUCAGUCGAUGUGGUGGAACGCCCUCCUGAGUCAAAGAUAGAGCUUUUGCUCCUCUCUCCAAGAGAGACGCUUCGGUAUCUGAAUCGGCUGAAGGAGAGUGAAGAGGCGGCUACUCUCCCAGCCCACGGGGAAGCCUCUUCUUUCUGGUCUACAUCAAGUGCAUUGAAUGCCCCACAAUCAGAAUCAAAGAGGAUAGGUCAAGGAGAUGUUCGGGACGAAACCUGA